AGACAAUCUUUCACCUAAUGCCUAACAUUGGCUGACAUAUAUAAAAAGCUAAGUGUUUUCUUUCCUCUUGCAAGCACAUCUCCCGCCCUCUUCUUCUAUACACUUUACUACUUUUGUUUUUUUCUCCAUCUCGAAAAGUAACAUAAGAACAAAAAUAAUGUCGGUCUUCAGCUUGACGUCCGACGACCAGUUCAUCCGAGCAAAAGAAGGCUCCCCGGUAAUUUCAGUCUACACGUUCCUCGACGACCUGAAAGAUUUCGGCUUCAUAUUCCGGCGGACGAGUAAGCAGCAGCCCAGGCUGUCCACUUCGACCCGCGUGGGCCCCACCGCGCCCAAGUUCAAGGAGCUGGAGGUGCUCGGCGUGACCAUCGGCGGCGACCGGCUGAAGGAGCUGAUCGGAGAUCUCGUCUUACCGAAAGAAAGCCACUAUCUGAUGGUCAACCGUCAGGGCCUCUGUCUCUUGCACGCCGGCGGCCCCUCCGUCGCCUGGCUGAGGCUCAACGAUCGGUUCGGUUGGUUCAAGUACGGGGUCAGACCGGCAGUCGAAACCGGUACGAUAUGGAGCGUGUGGGACAUGAGCAGCGGCGCCGUUUUGGUGGCGCCUCCACUCGGCCGCGGCCGCGGCGGCGAGGACACGUGGGAGAAGGUGGUGGAGGAGAAGGAGAAGGAGAUGGAGGCGAAGGAGUCGUUGCUGAGGGAGACGCUUGAAGAGAAGGAGAAGGAGGUUGUCGCCCUCAAGGCUGCCCUGAAUGCACUCACCACCGCUCACACAGUUGAUUAAUUGACUAAUAUGUUUUUGUAAUUAAUUAGUACUCCAAUAUAUGUGAGGAAUUUUAUAAUGCUAUAUAGCGUUGGUGCUAUAGUGAUUUGGCUUUAUGGUAUAAUUUGAAAUUGUACCUUUAACGUUAUGAUAUAACUUCAGAUUGUACCUACACUUUUGUACAAAUUCUUUUAUGGUGCAACUUAAACUUGUACCUUAUGUGAUGGUACAACUUCAAGUUGUAAAGUUGUACCAUAACAUAAUGAUACAAAUUCCUUUGUGGUACAACCUAAACUUAUACAUUUAAUGUUAUGAUAUAACUUCAAGUUGUACAUUAAAGCACCAAUACUAUAUAGCAUAGUAGAAGUGCUCAUUAUAUGUGUAUACAUUUCGGGUUAGGUUGGUCACACUAACUCCACUUAAUAAAAAUUUUAUUUUACU
Linum trigynum is the source of this 1201-nucleotide messenger RNA. Lineage: Eukaryota; Viridiplantae; Streptophyta; Magnoliopsida; Malpighiales; Linaceae. The record is from the annotation of a GenBank genome assembly.